ACCUCCAAAUCACAACACUGACUCAACCGAGACAGACAACACAUCCACUUCAUCCUCUGAAGACAAACCAGACUCAAGCCGUAUAAAAUGGACCCCUGCGAGUGCUCCAAGACUGGAACCUGCAACUGCGGUGGAUCCUGCACCUGCACAAACUGCUCCUGCACCACCUGCAAGAAGAGCUGCUGCCCAUGCUGUCCAUCUGGAUGCAGCAAGUGCGCCUCUGGCUGCGUGUGCAAAGGGAAGACAUGCGACACCAGCUGCUGUCAGUGAGGACCCUGCAGCAUGGCGCCAGAGCUGCCCUGUGUGAUGGAGCCUGUGUGAACAACUUUGAAUUGCUUACUGUCGCAAAUGUCUAAAGAGUAAUUGUUUUGUACUUGUCUUUCAAUGUUGAAAUAAACGCAUUUCCUCAACGUG
Seriola dumerili (greater amberjack) is the source of this 414-nucleotide messenger RNA. RefSeq names its product metallothionein (gene mt2). The coding region runs from base 88 to 270 and encodes 60 amino acids. The record is from RefSeq and is a predicted model, not a curated record. Lineage: Eukaryota; Metazoa; Chordata; Actinopteri; Carangiformes; Carangidae. Gene Ontology annotation, molecular function: metal ion binding. The transcript has 3 exons.